Messenger RNA from Malania oleifera, 9253 nucleotides. Its product is annotated as probable ADP-ribosylation factor GTPase-activating protein AGD15. Lineage: Eukaryota; Viridiplantae; Streptophyta; Magnoliopsida; Santalales; Ximeniaceae. The record is from RefSeq and is a predicted model, not a curated record. Bases 321 to 1100 code for a protein of 259 amino acids. The transcript has 7 exons. Gene Ontology annotation, molecular function: GTPase activator activity.
CCACUCCAAAUUGGAAUGUGGACGUGAUGGAGGAGGGGUCAUUUCCCAACGGAUUACCUUUGAAUCUGCGGAGCCGUUCGCUCCGCUACUCUGUGACUACUCUCUUUGGGAGAGGCAGAGGGGGAGAGAGAGAGAGAGAGAGAGAGAGGUGUUCCACCUUGAGCACCUCGUCUUGGUUUUGGUUGAAUUCAACAUUUCUCUCUUCUCUCUCACCCUCCCUCUCUCUGUAAAAUCUGCGGCCUUCUUCGCUUUGGGUGCUUCCUUCUGAAAUCGAUUAGCUAAUCCGUUGUGAAGAGUCCAGAGCGACGGAGAAGGCAAGCAUGAACGAGAAGGCGUCGGUGUCUAAGGAGCUUAACGCUAAGCAUGCCAAGAUAUUGGAGGACCUUCUUAAGCAACCAGCAAAUAGGGAAUGUGCAGAUUGUCGAAGCAAGGCUCCACGAUGGGCAAGUGUGAACCUUGGAAUAUUUAUAUGCUUGCAAUGUUCAGGAAUUCAUCGGAGUCUUGGUGUACAUAUCUCAAAGGUACGGUCAACUAGUUUGGACACAUGGCUACCAGAGCAAGUUUCUUUCAUGCAAUCCAUGGGUAAUGAGAGAUCCAAUAGUUAUUGGGAAGCAGAACAACCAACAACUUUUGACAGACAUGGCAUUGAGAGAUUUAUCCGCGCCAAGUAUGAGGAGAAAAGAUGGGUUCCUAAGAGUACAAGGCAGCCAAGUGAAAAGAGCAUUGAGCUCAAUCUGCUUCUCGAAGGUGGAACUAAAAGUAGCAAUGUAAAAAACAUGAGGAAAUUUUCUCUUGAUGAGGCAAAGCUUACUGAGAACUUGGCUGAAGUUGCUCCUCAUGCAGUUCGACCCCGUGGGGUUUCUUUGGAUAUGAAGAACACAGUUAGUGCACCUGUUCGGAUCUCAGAGUGUGAUGCUUCCACAAAGAAGGAAAAUGGUGUAACAGAUCUCUUUACCUUGCUCUAUUCUCAGGAUGCAAAACAGGAUCAUGCAGCUGUGUCUCCUGCACAUUGGGCAACUUUUGAAUGUAAGAAUACAGUGUUUUCAUUAAACAUUUCCUGUGAAUUAUUCAUUGGGUACAGAAUAAUUGUAGAACAAUGAAUGCCACUGGCAAGUAACUGCUAACUUGCAGCAUUAAUUUUUUUAAUAAAAAGAAAAUUGUUACUGCCAUUUGUAUACUGAUUUGCUGAGUUCAAUUCAGUUUCAUUAGGCGAGACUAAGGGCUCAUUUGAGACAGAUUUGGAGAAAAAGUAGUUUCUCAAUAUGAAAUUACUUCUAUGCUGAUUAUUAGUUUAAAAUCAGACUGGGAGGAAACUUCCAGAACUAACUUCCUUCUAAAGUGAAUUUUAAUUUCAAAAUCAGUUUACCAACCAAAUUAUUGAAGGAACUACUUUCAUACUAAAAGAUCACUUCUAAGCUCUAAUUGGGUUCUGUCCCAAACAGAAUGAGGAUUUUGAUUUUAGUUAGCAUGCACCCACCCCCACUCUCACCCACCCAUGGCCGCACAUGCGAGUUUUCAAAAUUGUGUGCUUGACAUCAUUUGACUCCUAGAUGAUGUGAGCAACUCCCCUCUCAGCAGCCUAGCAUUACACUGAUCUGAAUUUCUAAUUGGAGCAAGCCAUUACUUUAUAGAUUGAAAUCUUGGACUUAGCCCCCAUUUGGAACAUCUCAAAUUAUAAGUACUUUUUUUUUCUUUUUUCAGAAAAGUACUUUUUAUAAGUACUUGUGUCAACAAGUUGUGUUUGGUUUACACUUGAAUAAUACUUAUUUCAAAUAGUAUUUUUCCAAACUACAUUUUUAUUUUUAAGAAAAUAAAUAUUUUCUACAAAAUAUUUUUCUGAAAAAAGUUCUUAAAAAGUACUUAUAAUAAGUAAGCCUAGACUACUUUCAGAUAGUACUUUUUCAGAAGUACUUUUUCAAAAAAGUACUUUUCUAUGAGUGGUUCCAUAUGAUCCAUUACAAACCCAAAUUUGUGGUUACAGAAGCAAUUCUAUCAGAAUAACGAGUGUGCAGAAUUGAUGACCCACUGCAUGUGAAUCUCAUUGACAAGGUAAGCCAUUUUACUUUGAUGAUUGCAUUGCAAAUGUUCAGAUUUGGAAUUUAUACAUUAAUUAUUUUAGUUAUGAAGUAAAACUCAGGUAUUUGACAAUUUAUUCUUGAUUCAAUAUUAGGGGAAUAGAUCUUGGGUCAUUAGCUUCAAGCCUCCGCAUUGUAUGGUGAGCCCAAUCUAUGGGAAAAGAAUUAUAUUGCAAGUUGAGGCCAGCCAUGCUUUAUGAUACUGAGCGCGCGGCAGUAAAGAAUGAAAAAAAAGAACAACGAAGCCUUAAAUCCCAGUAGGUGGGAUUGGCCACAUGAAUCUUGUUUUGUCAUUGUGCAUGAUCUACUACAAUAUCCUUAGGAUUUAGGAAGAUAAUAUAUUAAAUCCUUAUCAUCUCUCUCCAUGUUAUUCUAGGUCUACCCAUCCCACUUGCACUGCCUCAAAUUAAAUAACGUCUCAAAGCUUGAUAUUGUUGGACCACAACCUAACAGCUUAAGCUUGUAGGUGAAGUGGUCAUCUAACAUGGUAUCAAAGCUAUGGGUGCCAUGAGGUCCAUAGUUUUAGUCUUGUUGUCCAUGUUUAAUGUGUGGUUGUUAAAAAAAUUGUCUUAUUCCCUAAUGGGUGUUACUUAUUGCAUGUUUAUCUCUCCACAUGCAAUCCGGCUGCACAUGUGGGGGAAUGUUAAAGCUUGAUAUAAAUUGUGAGCAGACAACCUAACAAGUCUAAGCUCAUAGGUAAAAUGGUAAUCUACAUCAUCCUUAUUCCCUCUAACGUGUUAUGUUUUUCAUGUUAAUCUCUCCACUUGCAAUCUGGUUAGACGUGGGGGAAUGUUAAAGCUUGAUAUAAGUUAUCGGCCAAUAACAUAACAACUCUAAGCUCAUAGGUAAAGUGGUUAUCUAACAUCACCCUUAUCCUCGUUUGGAGUAUUUUUUGGUCUACAUUGCAAGUAUCUAAAUGUCUUUAAUUGUCCUUCCAUUAUCUUUCUACAGGUGCAACACCUAGCUUACGGCGAAUUUGUUUAUUUCUUUAAUUACCUUAUAAGUUGUACAAUCAUCCAUCUUUUUAGCACUCAUUUAUGUAACUUUUACCUUUUGGAUAUGCUGUUUCUUAGUAGUCCAACAUGAUCCAUUGCUCGUCUUACUAUCAUUCUAUAGAAUCUCCUUUUAAUUCUAAAGGCAUUUUGCAAUCGCAUAAGACACCUAGAGCACUUCUCCAUUUUACCUAGACUACUGUUAACUCUAUGUAUAUAUCUUCAAUUUCUUGUUCAAGUUGCAUAAUUGAUUCAAGGUGCAAAAAUCUACUGGUUCAAAGAAUUUCCUGACCUCCUUUAAUAUUUUUCCCACUAUUCCUCAUUUAAUGAGGAAAAUUGUGUAAUUAUUUUCUCUUGCUUUUACUUAUUUGGAAAUUUCUAUUUCCAGUAGUUUCUCUCAAUUUCAAUUUAGACUCUCCACCUAUAUUUUUUUCAAUUACCCCUGUUAGCCCAUUGUCCCAUCUAUAGACAUAUUGUAUCCUUUUCUAUUUUUUCCCCCUAGAAUGCCACUAUAGGACUUCUCUAGAUAUCAUGUCACAUGCUUUCUCUAUGUCAACAAAAAAUUAUGUGCAAAUCCCUGUUCUUUUACCCUAGAAGUUUCUAUUAAGCUUCAUAGUAGAUAUAUAUAUAUAUAGCUCUGCAAUUGAUCUCCCAUGCAUAAAAAUGAAAUUGAAUUUUUGAAGCCCUAAUUUCUUAUCUUAGCCCUUUUUAAGUUACCGUAGUUUCACUAUUUGCGUAAUUCAUGGUAGUGAUCACAAUUUCGAAUCUCCCUUUUUAUAUUUUGUUCUUGUUUGUUUGUUUGUUUCUUUUUUGUACAGCAGUGAUAAAGCACGCUUCCGCCAUUUGCAAAAUAAACUAUUUAGUCAUAUAUUACUUACUGUAUUAUCUUGUAAGCAUUUCUAAACUUCAAUUCGGAUGUCAUCUCAUUUUACAGUGUGUUCCAUUUCAUCUUCUCACUUAACAUCCUUGAUUUAGAUUUUGUUGAUAAAUUUCAAAUUUUAUCCUUUUGUCACUUUUAUUUAGAUAGCUUAUCAAUACAAGUUUGCUAUAGUUCUUUUAUAUUUUUCUACUUGCACUAUCAUAGUAUCAUCUUCAUUUUUUCUGCUCUUUAUAUUGCCAAUCUUUAGUCUUUCAUUCUCUUGUCCUGGCAAGUUUGAAUGUCUUUCUUCCCAUGUUUAGUACCUAGUGUACUGUACCAAUUAUUACAUGCUUUACAAUUUUCUUCAUUAACAACCUUUUUUUUGUAUCUUUUAUUGCCUCUUGAAACUUUUUGAAGUUUCUCAUAUUUCUACAUUGUUUUUGCGGCCUAGACUACAUUCAUUUUGUUUGAACUGCUUUUUAGCCUAGUCUCUUUACUAAUCUUGCAUUUUCCAUUGGAUUCAGCUGAAACUUGUUUUGUUAUAUUUCUAAUAGAACCAGACAUCCUAUUCCAAAGUUUGUUUGUGUACGUUAUCCCUUAUUGUCCAGUAGCCUUCUUUUCUCAUUUUCUCUUUAAAUUAUAUCAUAUUUUCUCCUUUUAGGUUCCAUGACCUAGUUCUUACAUUGCUUCGUCUCACACUUACUCUUCCAUUUUCUAAUGUAUAUCUCCCAACACUUUUAUGUUUUGUUGAUAAACUUACAACUAGGAUAACCUUACAAUCCUUCUAUGAUAUAUGGUCUACCUUUCAAGUUAAGAAAAGAUCUUUUGGACUUUUAUCUUAUCCCCUCUAAGGUUAUUGUGUCUUUUUUCUUUUUAAAGCACGUAUUCAUCGGUCUAAAGAUCAUAGGAGAUGGUGAACUAUAAGAUUAUAUUACCAACCUCAUUUUUGCCUCAAUAUCCAUGUAUCUUUGUAUCUUCUCAUAAUUUUUAUUAAAUUUGUGACAAUUUAAAUAUGCUUCUAUAACACUUUUCUCUUCCUUGAUAUCUCUGGUAUAAUAUUAUCCAUAUCUACCCCAAAUUGCCAUUUUAUGGUUUUCCCCAAAACAAUUUGAGGAGCAUAAACACUAAUGACUUUUAUUAUCUCUUGUCCUUAGACUAUUUAACUUUUUAAAAUUUUUUUUUUUUAUUCUAUCCCCUCUUUAAACAUCUACAAUACUAUAUUUUAGGUUUUUUGUCUACAAUGAUGCCUACCGUUCACCAAAGUUCAAAUCUUGCCUUUUCACCUUCUUUAGAUUUUUGUCUUAUCCUUUUAGAUUUCUCUUCUAGUUGUUGAGUCAAUUAUUUAUAUGCUUCCAAGGCCCCUACGUUCCAAGCUUCUAACCUAACCCUAAUCUCUUAAACUAUCUUCUUUAAGCACCCAUAUCUAGAAUGGUGUAGGCAUCCAUGUCCAAAAUGGAAUGGGAACCUUCAAAUAUUUUAUAUUAUAUCAAAGUGCUAACAUGGCUCAUUGUGUGGGGUCGACAACUUAGUACACCUUUGCUUAGUUUUCACUACAUCCAAUUUGUGAGUGUGCAAUAUGUUGUCCUAGGGGAUGAAAGGAUGAAUAAUCUCCAAGGAUUCAUAUCAUAGAUAUCUAGCAAAUUGACUGCCUAAUUCAAUCAUAGUGAGCAUUAAUUUUGAAUAUGAGCUAGUGUAAAUGGGCCUUGAAUAGUUGAUUUUGAUGAAAUUUUUAUGGCUUACCCAAGUUGGUUCAAGUACAAAAUUUUGGGAAUUAAUCUUUACAGGUUCAGUUCUAGGUUUUAGGGGGUCAGUCCACCUAGAGGCUAGAAUCAACCCUAUAACCGACCACCCGUUCUAGAAUUGACCUUGUAGACAACCUUGUGGGUUGGUUCUAUAACUCGUCUAGUAAGCUACCUAGCUCAUUAAAAAAAUAUGUUGGUUGUGGUAAAUUUUGAACUUCAGACACAUUAGAAAAAAAACUAAUGAAAAACUAAUAAAAAAUUAGACCAAAUGAAAUUUUAUUUUAAUUUUUUACAAAAAAAUAUUUCAUGAUGAACUUUAUCUAAUUUAUCUAUAAAAUUAAUGAAAGUCAAAACCGUGAAGAGGUAAAUACUAAAGAACGUAGAUAUGUUCAUUCAUAAAGGAGAAGUGUCUGAUGAUAUAUGUACAUUUCUUUAUGGGUUUGUUUUUAUGGCCUCAUUGAUUAUUUGUAGUGUCUCUUUGGUAUCACUGUCUAAAAUUAUAGAAACAAAAACAUAAAGAAAGACUGGAAACAGAAACAAGAACUAAAAAGUAACAACUACCCACCUAUUUAGUUAAUAUUUUCAAAAUCAAAACAAUUUAAAUUCACAUGAUCAUUUUAUUUUUAUUUUAAUUAAAUUUUUUUGUGUAGGAAAAAUGACUUAGUAUAAAAAAAAGCCAAUUGUGGAUAUUAAAGUAAUAAAGGAACUUGAUGCCGCAACAACAAACAACAAGAAAGCAAGCCUAAGUACCACUAGUUGGUUCUGCUACAUGAAUCAUUUUUCACCAAUUUACAUGAUUGUGGGCAAUUUCAGUAAUAAAGGAACUUGAUGCCGCAACAACAAACAACAAGAAAGCAAGCCUAAGUACCACUAGUUGGUUCGGCUACAUGAACCAUUUUUCACCAAUUUACAUGAUUGUGGGCAAUUUCCUUUGACAAUUAGAGGGCUAUAAAAUCCUUAAUAUCUCAUUCCAAUUAAUUUAGGUUUAUCCUUGCUCCUACUGUCACUAAAAAUAACUAGCUCACUUAUGUUAUCUUCUACACAUGCUAUGCUAAUUUACUGUGAAUAUGUUCCUUCUUUAAUUUAACUUUUAACAUUAUACCACACAUCCACCUUAGCAUUUUGAUUUUAGUAAUUUCUACUUUUUGGAUAUGUUCUUCUUAGUCACCCAACAUUCUAAUCCAUAUAGCAUAGUUGGUCUUAUAGCAUAGCAAGAUGUCAUAACAAUUUAAAUUCCGUAUUUAUAAACUGAAAACAGAAACAGAAAACUAACAAUAUAAGUAAAAGCAUUGUCAUCACCCGUUUCUUUCACUCCAGUAACAGAAGUAGAAAAUACCCCUUACUUUCAUACUCUGUAAGGGUUUUUUAAACUUUAGCAAAUGAUGACUAUCUAGUUGAAGUAUUAAGUAAUGUGUCAGAUUUAAGUUUUGUUUGAGAAUUGAAAAUUGUAUAUCUUUUACUUUUUUGAAUUAUAUUGAAAAAAUGUUCUCAAAGAAUAGAUGCUUUUUUAAGACAUGAUUAUAUCAUUUUUUUAUUUUUAUAGUUUUUUUCAUGAGUAACCAAUGCAUUAGUGGAACUCCAAACUGCAUUUUCCCCAUGUUUGGUUCUAGACCUUGGACAAAUUUAGAGAUCAAAUAUUCAUUUUGAGGGCAUAUUUGCAACAACACAUAAUUCUGAAUAACACUCCUGCCUGUUGACUAACAAAAGGUUGGAGUAGAGGAGAGGGCUCAGAAGGGCAUGGUUGGGUUUUUCAAAAACCAUUUUGCUUUUUAAGAUGACUCUUUUAUCAUUCAAGGGCAAAAGUAUUCCAUAGCUGUUGUUUUACUUAUAUUUUUGGUUGUACCACACAGGAAAUAUGGUGGAAUUGCCUACCAAAUAUAUGGCUGAUGUAUAAAUUCUUAAAUGGUGCAUUGGUGCUUAAAUUUUGUACCCAAUUUAGUCUAGUCAUGUGGCUGCUUACGCAGUAUCUGGCAUCUCUUUGGGAUUUUAAUGCCAGCUUGUUUGAAGGGAUGUUGAUUUGAGGAUGUCAAUCAAAAUUGGGUGGCAUUGAGCUGAUUGUUUUUUGUUCUUUUCUUUUCGUAUGUCUCUGUCAGUCAUGUGGCUGAUUGUUUUUUAAUUCUCCUCGCUGUUAUAAUAAAAUUUUUUUUCUAUUAAAAAAAUAUUAUCAAAGAAAUUAAUGAUUUAUAUUUAUUGCUUUCCAAUGAAUCCUCUAAACUUCUAACUUUGGCUCCAUUUGAAUUGACUUUAUCUUUGUAGAAUCUAGCAAAUGAGUUUUUUUCUCUCAGUUGACAUAAAUUAUUUUUAAAAAUGAAAAUAAGCAAAGAAAUUACUUACAUAACUUUAUUUAGAAACCAUUAAAUAAAUUAUUCACAUAUCCUAGUUCUUUGAAAGUUGGUUAGGAAAUCCAUUAGAUUCUACUUGGUUUAAUUUUUGCUCUUUCUGAAAGAAAGAUGUUAUUUUAGAAAAACAGUUGCAAGUAGUCGGAAAAUCCCAGAGUGAAGUGUGUGUUGAACAAAUAGAGCACAUUAAGUAAACAAAGAAAUGUAAUUUUGGGGAGGGCAUGAUGUGUGCGGUCUUACCUCCACUUUUAGUGAAGCUGUUCUGGUGUGAAUAUUUUCUUAUAUAUGUAAAAUGAUUCCAUAGUUUAGCUCUUUGAUGACAGUGGGGAGAAGGAAAUAACUUCUGCACCUGCAUUGCCUGAAUUCCUGGGGAUUUCGUCAAGGAAAAUCUUAUAUUUUAUUGCCUCUUUGUUCUAGUGACUAUAUUUUGAACUCUAAUUUUUUUUUUUUUUUUUCAGUACAUUUAUUAAAUAGAAAUAUGCAGCAAAUUCAGGGAAGCUGCAUAUGCGGUGAUGAUUGCUGUUUUGAUUGUUAACUUGACUAUGUUAUGACUGUUUCAAACUCUAGAUUUUUUCUCCCACUAAGCUCAUUAAAUAGAAGUAUGCAGCAAAUGCAGGGAGGCUGCAUAUGGGUUGUGGACUGGUGUUUUGGUUGUUUACAUGACUAUAUCAUCUGGUUUGCAGCUAACACCAUCUUAAUUUUCUUCCACUUUUCAUUCUGUCAUUCUUUCCCUUCUGUUGUACAGGAAAUCCCUCGAGGUAUCCAGUGGAUUCCACCUUUAACCUGGUGUUGACAGUUGACAAACCUCUCUUACUUUCUUCACGGAGAGUAUAGGAAGGCAUUCCAGAGUGUAUAUUCUUAUUCAUUCUUAUGGAUGGCUAUCCCUGGAACUGCCCUCAUGGAGAAAUGGGUAUCUUGUUUUUCAUCUGUUCUUUUUGGGGUAUCUGGUUUCUACAAGCUGAGCUAGUAUUUGUUGCUGCGGAAAAUCAGUUUCUCAUUCAUUUUUCUCCACUCCUUUUACACCAAGUUUAACUGGGUAGCCUAAUUCAUUCAUCAUUCUUUUUAUAUUAUUGUUAUUUUCUUUUUUAAAUUUUAGCUUGAUUCAAUAUAUGUAUCUUGGGAUUUUAUUAUGGAAUGUUUCAGGCAAGGAUGCCCAGAACUGUUCUCUGAUUUGGAACAUAACUUUUAUGUGGCCAACAAAGAGGUCAAGAUUGAUAGGUUCGAAAUGUUUCAGCCCUUACUAUUA